AUGAAAAGAAUCUCUCUAAUAGAUGGUGAUACAUUUGAUUUCAUCGUGGUUGGCGCUGGGUCGGCCGGAGCGAUUGUGGCCGCACGACUCAGUGAAAUAAACAAGUGGAAGGUUCUUCUGCUAGAAGCUGGUGGUGAUCCACCACCGGCGAGCGUGUUGCCAAGUACUUUCGCGAUUCUCGCUCACACGGAAUACGACUGGAAUUAUAAAGCCGAUCUGGACAAUGGUACGGGACAGAGUCACGUUGAAGGGAGCAUCUAUAUGUCUAGAGGGAAAAUGUUAGGAGGAUGCUCAUCAAACAACUACGAAAUAUAUGCUCGAGGAGCGCCCCAAGAUUUUGAUGAUUGGAGUAAAGUAGCUCCAGGUUGGGAUUGGAAGUCAGUUCUAUAUUACUACAAGAAAUUAGAAAAUAUGACAGAUCGUACCGUUUUGGAAGAUCCUAACUCCUCAUAUUUAUAUUCAACCCGCGGACCCGUGGCUGUAUCGAGGCCUAAGCAAAAUCAAUACUUUGAAAACGUCGAUGAAACUGUACUAAACUCAUAUGAAGAAAUGGGAUUGAAAAGAGUUUUAUCUACAAACGGACCAGAAAUACUCGGCGUUUCUCGUCCACAGUUCACAUUUGCUAAUGGCAGACGAUCCAGUACAGCAGAGGCAUAUUUGCGACCACUUAGAGAUAGACGAAAUCUUUUUGUAACGAAAUACGCUAGAGUAAUAAAAGUUUUAAUAAAAUCAAACACAAGGAAGGCUUAUGGUGUUCAAGUUCAAUUGAAGUCUGGGGAAAUUAUUAAUGUUUUUACCAAUCUGGAGGUUAUUGUAUCAGCUGGAAGUAUUGAUACUCCCAAAUUAUUAAUGCUUUCGGGGAUAGGUCCUAAAGAAAUGUUGCAGAAGCACAAUAUAAAGAUGCUCGCAGAUCUUCCAGUGGGGAAGAAUUUGCAGGACCAUAACUUCACUCCCCUCAUAUUUACGGGCCAAAAGGGUUUUCAAACAGCCAUUCAGAACGUUCUUAUUACUACUGAAUUAGAUUCAUAUCCCACUCCUAUUCAAACUGGAUUUUUUAGGCUGAACUGUUCUUUUUGCCGUAACAUUGCCGUAGGAAAGCCUCACAUACAAAUAUUCAAUAUCCAUGCCGGGGCUACCGUUGCUCCGGGAGUAUUAUUUGGUUGCCGUACCAUUACAAACUACAACAGAAAUUAUUGCUUAUCGUUCAGUAAAGCCAAUGUACUAAACGAAAUUGACGUCACUUCACUCGUUCUUCUUCAUCCUUUAUCAAGAGGUCAAGUAAAAAUAAGGAGUACUAAUCCGUUAGACGAUCCUAUAAUAGAAUUAGGGUAUUUCAGGAACAAACAGGAUGUCAUGUUAGCCGUGGAAGCAGUUAAAUUCAUGAUGCAAUUUACCGAAACGUCUUACUACAAGAAAGUUGGCGGAAGACUUGUCAAACUAGAUGUUGAAGGUUGUCAAGGUAUUCCUUACAAUACGUAUGAAUAUUGGUACUGCUAUGUCAUAAGUUCAGCGACAUCAAUAUUACAUCCAGUAGGAUCCUGCGCGAUGGGAAGAAACGGUGUGGUGGAUGAACGGUUAAAAGUAUAUGAUAUAGAUGGUUUGAGGGUAGUCGAUGCUUCAGUCAUGCCCUUGCUCACAAGUGGAAAUACGAAUGCACCCACUAUGAUGAUUGGAGAAAAAGGCGCUGAUAUGAUCAAAGAAGAUUAUAAAAUACGGGUAAAGUGA
Danaus chrysippus (African queen) is the source of this 1725-nucleotide messenger RNA. The record is from the annotation of a GenBank genome assembly. Lineage: Eukaryota; Metazoa; Arthropoda; Insecta; Lepidoptera; Nymphalidae.